GUCUCGGAUACUUUUGACUUCCAACAGGAUAUAAAACUACUGACCGGGAAAAAUCACUUUUGUUUAAUUGAGUAAAUUGUCAGCUAAAUUGCUGUUGUUACUGUUCGGAGGAGAAAAACUUCUCAGAGAGAGGGACGCGAUGCAGCACUACGGAGUGAAUGGUUACUCUCUGCACGCCAUGAACUCUCUGAGCGCCAUGUACAACCUUCAUCAACAGGCCGCCCAGCACGCGCAGCACGCUCCCGACUACCGGCCCUCCGUGCACGCGCUCACGCUCGCGGAGAGACUGGCAGACAUCAUCUUGGAGGCGCGCUACGGCUCUCAGCACAGAAAGCAGCGCCGCAGCCGCACAGCCUUCACCGCGCAGCAGCUGGAGGCGCUGGAGAAAACUUUCCAGAAAACUCACUACCCUGAUGUGGUCAUGCGUGAACGUUUGGCCAUGUGCACCAACCUCCCCGAAGCUCGAGUACAGGUGUGGUUUAAAAACCGUCGUGCGAAGUUCCGCAAGAAGCAGCGCAGCCUGCAGAAAGAGCAGCUUCAGCGGCUGAAGGAUGCUGGGACGGAGGGAGCCCAGGAAGAGGGGAAAGAAGAAGCUCCGCCUGUUGAAGCUCAAGCCCCGCCCUCCCCUUCAAAUGGGCGUGGCCCCACAUGCCCCCCUCCCUGUGACUUGAGUGAAGAGGUGAAUGUCACCUCACCGGAACAGUCAGGGGCGGAGUCAGGGGCUGAGGACAUGACUGACAGAGAGGAUGAAUCACUGUCCAUCAAAGAUGAAACAAAAGAGGCGGGGCCAACCCUGACGAUAGACGACAGUACACCUUCUUGCAAACCAAUCAGCCCUAAAUCAGAUGAGCCGCUGGGUUCUCCAGCUCUUCCCUCCUCCAGUGGCGUCAGCGGUGGAGUGGCUCAGACCAAUUCCUACGCUUCGUCUCCUCUCAGUCUGUUCCGUCUGCAGGAACAGUUUCGCCAGCACAUGGCCACUACCAACAACCUCAUGCACUAUCCCGCCUUCGACGUGACCGCGCCGUCCUCCUUACCCUACCUGGGCGUGAACGUGAACAUGGCGUCUCCACUGGGAUCCCUGCCGUGUCAGCCCUACUACCAGACCCUGUCCCAGGCCCAGCAGAUGUGGAGCAGCCCUCUGCUGCAGGGCUCCGGUGCUCUACCGGCCCUCAACAGCAAAACCACAAGCAUCGAGAACCUGCGUCUGAGGGCCAAGCAACAUGCUGCAUCACUCGGCUUGGACACGCUUCCAAACUGACCACUGAUUCACGCAAAUCAAUGCAUUUCUGCAUCGACGUCUCGUGUUCAGGAUCUACAUCACAUUAGUGUUCUCAAAUCAACGGCUGGAGCUGUUUCAUUAUUAUAUAGCAUGGCAGAAUGGAGAAGUUUGGACGACUUUUAAGUGUUUCGGUCCGGCUGCAUGGCAGAGGUUUUAUCUUUUCCAAACGCCCCUGGCUUUGCACUUUGAAACGUAAAAAAAAAAGCACAUUAAUUAAUUUGUUUCUGUAAAUAGGCUUAUUAAGGUCCACAGCCUUGGUAGACAGUUAGUGAAGCCUCCUGUUUGUAUAUUUGAAGAAGUUUAAAUGUCUUCACUGUCUGUGGAUGUUAUAAAGGGACGUAAAGCGAAUGGAUGAAGCCCCUGCAAACAUCAGAAAGACUUCAGACUGAUGCUCCUGACGUCAUGCCAUGUGUUUUGUCGAUUUAGAGUCUAUCGGAUAUCUCUGAAUUGUUUAAAUAAAUGUGAAUAAUUUAUCAGUGAAAUGAAAGGGAAUAAACCACAUA
Messenger RNA from Onychostoma macrolepis, 1782 nucleotides. RefSeq names its product diencephalon/mesencephalon homeobox 1b (gene dmbx1b). Gene Ontology annotation, biological process: regulation of transcription by RNA polymerase II. Gene Ontology annotation, molecular function: RNA polymerase II transcription regulatory region sequence-specific DNA binding; DNA-binding transcription factor activity, RNA polymerase II-specific. The record is from RefSeq and is a predicted model, not a curated record. The transcript has 5 exons. NCBI's taxonomy places the organism in Eukaryota, Metazoa, Chordata, Actinopteri, Cypriniformes, Cyprinidae. The coding region runs from base 140 to 1258 and encodes 372 amino acids.